AUGACUAUGUACGCAUUGCGUCCCUAUCGUUUCCUUUCGGCGCCUUCAGUCUCUUCAGCGGAUGCAUUACGAAAGUUGUUCCUUUCACGUGUGCUUUCCAUCAUGGCGCACUACAACUUCAAGAAGAUCACAGUUGUACCUUCGGCAAAGGUAGGGAUCGAACGACAAUUAUAGCUCUUUUUCGAGUUGAUAUGUAUCUAAAAAACCCGUUUUCUAUUCAAGGAUUUUGUCGAUAUCGUUCUCUCCAGAACCCAGCGGAAAACACCGACCGUAAUUCAUCGGUAAGUUGUUUAUCUUUAGCGUCAGCUGUUAUUUUUGGUUGGGAUAAAACGCAUCGAAUUCAGUGCGAUUUUGGCCUGGGUAAUUGCUGAAAUCUUGGUACACAAGCCUAUUAAAUUAUUUUUGUUUUCUGACUUGUUUGAUUAGCUUAUUUAAACCUGUGUGCCUUUCAUUCGUCGACUUGAGUUCGAGCUAGCGUAAGCUUAUUGUACAAUAAAAUUUUUCCUACUCAAUCAGUCUUACUCUUUCUCCAAAAUGUUCUUUUAUUUCUUGAAGCGGCUGAUAAGUAGCAUUUUUUCUUGAACUAGAGGUAACUUCCAGUUCAAUUUGUAUCAUCAAUCAGACAUACAGUCUUUAAUGAUACUUGUAAAUUGCUAUAAAGUUUUAGCUGCAUUGCAUUUCCUACUGUAGUGUCUCUGUUACCUCGCAGAAAAGACGUAUUGAAUCUGCAAUUUAGAGAAAAUUUUUAUUUUUGUCCGUACAAGUACUGGAAUCACUUUUUUUCAUAGGUUCCAGUGGUGAAGAAUUCCAAGUUGACAAUUUAAUAUAGUUUUCUUGAUGUAUACCAUAGCUGUGAAAAAGAACUGUUCUCUGAGGCAGUUAAAGCUCGCAUGUAGCUGAUUUUUUCGACAAAACGAGUUUAAAUCAACCAGAGUUGACCUUCACAUUGCUCAUUCCAUUGCAAUUGGGCAAUCACGCUCAUUACUGAUAUUUUCUUGUUUUUAUCAUUCACUGUAUAUUUGAUUAGAAUCAACUUCUUGUUUUUCUGCUAGACACUACAAAAUCAGCCGGAUUCGUGGUUUUUACAUGAGAAAAAUCAAGUACACCCAACAGAAUUAUCAUGACAAAUUGACACAAAUCAUCACAGAUUUUCCAAGACUAGAGGUAAUUGUGUAAAUUUUGGAUAAUUAAUUUUAACUGUAGUCAGUUAUUCAGGUGAUCCUGAGGCAAUCAGUGACUUCAAUUUUAACCAAUUAUGACUCUGUCUGACUUACACCUGUAUGAACAAUAAAUUAAAUGAAAGUUGUGUUUUUCAGGAUAUCCAUCCUUUCUAUGCUGAUUUGAUGAAUGUACUCUAUGACAAAGAUCAUUACAAGCUGGCUCUAGGACAAAUCAACACUGCCAGACACUUGAUUGACAAGUAAGCACAUUUGAAGAUACAGUAAUGUUGAAGCGGGGAGCCUUUGUUUUGGGACUCUUCUCUUGAUGGCUACUUCUCCAUUCUGUGUACACAACUUUUGGUCUUUAAUAAUAAGAUGAGCACAAACAUGAGCAUAGUAUCCUCACUUAAGAACAUUUCCAAAAUUCGGACUUUGGUAGUAAUCAGUUUCCAAUGAUCUAAGAGAUUGAAUUCCAAUAUAAAACUUAAAUUCAAGUUUGUUUUGAUCAAUCUAAUUUUGCUCAUGUUUCUUUUCUGUCAAUUUUACUUUACAGUGUUGCUAAGGAUUAUGUGAGGCUUAUGAAGUACGGAGAUUCACUGUACAGAUGUAAACAGUUAAAACGAGCAGCUUUGGGAAGGUGGGUACCCUGUGCAAGACUUAAAUGUGAUAUUUUCUUUAAUAAUUAGUCUGUAUUUUGUACCAGAUCUGCACUCUACUGUUCAGACUGACUAACCUUAUUGUAAAAUGGUAUAAUGCAUGUACAGUGUACAUGUUAAACAAUAAAACAGCAGAGAUCAAUACAUUAUUUCACAGCAAUCAUUUAUUGCACACAUCAAUGUUGGUCUCUGAGCAACCAUUCAGGUAUCCCUCCUCUAUCCCAAAAACACUCUACUGAUACCAAGUUAGGGUUAAGUUUGGAUUAAGGGAGGGGUAGGUGUUCUCUGUUGAGAUACUGACAUUGACCCUAUCACACUAAUACACAUACAUGUAUCUCUUUGUAAUAUUAAGUAUACCGAAGGUUUUAAUUGUCAUAAAUAUGCUUUACAGCCUUGAAGUGUACCAUUUAAAAGUACAUGUAAGAAGUGCUGUUUAACCUCAACAAUGUUGGCAGUUAAUAAUUUUCAUGUUGAUUUUUUUUCUAAGGAUGUGUACAAUUAUGAAGAGGCAAAAUCAGAGCUUACAAUACCUGGAACAAGGUUAGAUUGUUUUUACUGACCUAUCAACAGCUAGUUUGCUGGAUUUCAAAAUAUUCUUGGAGGAUAGCAAAAUAUUUUUAUUGAUUUGUUUAACUUAUGUGAAAGACGUUUACUGAUAAGAAUCGAUUCUGCAGACUUGUAUACAUCUGUGAUGUUUCUGCAUCAAUGGCAUAUGUUACAUGUUUUAUUACACCCAUUUUGAAAUCACUGGUUGUCCCUCUAAUUGCUGCAAUUUAUUCACGAAUUGCACCAUUUUUUGCCUUAAAUCACAUCUUUUUCCCAGCCAAUGAGGAGGCUACACUAAAAACAAACAGCCAAUUAGAUUUCAAGGCUUGUUUUAAGUAAUCAAUGAAAUUGCAGGAAAAUGAAAGACAAAGAGUAUCAUGUGGCAAAUUUUGCAAAUUUUGUUUCCAAAACUCUUAUUUUUUACCCCAAAAAAAUGGAAGAUUUAAUUUCAAACCAGCUCAGUACUACAUUAAUAACAUAUUUGAACUGACGAAAUCCUGUAUGUGGGCAAUUUCAAAAUGGAUGUAAUAAAGUGGUAAUUGAACUUCUUUUUGUGCAAUUUUGGUCUGAAAUCAUACUUGUGAUUUCAAAUCAAACUUGCACAGUGUACUUGUUUGAUUUUGAAAUCAUGCGUAUGAUUUCAGCCCAAAUUGCACUCCACUCAGUUCAAUUACCAUUAUUAAUGCUGACUAAAUCUUGAUAGAAAUGAUGAUAUAACUUAAUUAUUACAUGCAUUUUAUCUACCAUACUGAAAAAUUGCAACUUACAUAAAUAAUACUUGUAAACAGAGGUAAAAAAGGUGACAUAUCUGUCAUCCAUUGUUUACAAUGAUCACACUUAAAUGACUGUUUAUUAACUAUCCUUUUAUUACUAUUUAUUAUCAUUUUAUUUCUGCUUACGUGCAGUUCGACAGCAUGUAGCAAGACUUCCAUCAAUAGACCCAAACACAAGAACUCUACUAGUCUGUGGGUAAGUCAUAACUCUACUGAUAGGUACCUGUGUUUAAAUUUCUAUGCUAGAACUUUAUUAGAAUACAUGUACAGUGUACAAAGAAACCUCUAAAUACAUAAGCUUUAGCAUUGAACUUCACAGGCAAAUGUUUCUCCAAAUCUCUUCUUAUGCGAUAGAUACAUGUACUAAUAAGGAAACUAAAAAAAAUUCAAACAAGAUAUUUGUGAAAUUUUAAGUGUUGUGUCAUACUUUUUCAGCUUUCCAAAUGUGGGUAAAUCAAGCUUCAUGAAUAAGGUAAGAUACAUGAUUGUGUAAAUGAAACACAAAUUCAUAUUCAUACAAUCAUAUUUGUGUAAUUACAUGGAUGUACUCUGUAGUUACUAUUAGUUUAUUUGAAGUAACCUUUACAAGAUAUGGAAAAUCUCUAUAUAGCAAAAUUUGGGAGACCAUUUUUUCAUGAGGAAGUUAAGGGGAUUUUAAGCAAUAAUUUCCAAGCCUUAGGAGAACAUUAUUUUGUAUAUGAUAAUCGAUGAGAAGAGCUACUUGUACUAAGCCAUUUUUUGUGCGUUUUGAAAUAAAUCUCAAAUCAGCCACAUUUAAUAGAUACAUGAAAUGUACCUGUAAAUGUGAACACAUUUGAAUGAAUAUACAUGUACAUAUCAAUAUUGACACACUUUGUUCAAUUUAUCCUCCAUCAUUAAAAAGUAUUGUCUACAGGGAAAAGGAACAAAUUCUCAUCAAAUGUUUAGAUGAUAGUUUCAGUGGGAAUAUUUUUGUUUACAUUUUUAUUGGUUGGUUGAUGAUACCAUGAUCAAAGAAGAUUGUUAACACUUGUACGCCUAAAGUUCACAUGUUCUAAAAUAAAGUUUUGUAGAUGUAAAUGUAAAUGUGGCACAUGCUUUAUUUGAUAUUAACGACACUAAGUGAGGGCUCGGCUAAAGCUGGAGUCUUGUAUGAUAGGAAAAUAUUUUCAUUUGUAUUUGUUUGUGUUUUAAGAAGAGCUGUGUGUUGAGCUCUUUGUCCUUCACUAUUGUUUUGUGUGCAAUAUUUAGAUCGUUUCUCAAAACUGUGAAUCAAGAUCUUCAAAAAGGUCUUUAAGCAUAUCAAUCCUUAGUACUUGAUACUCGAUACUCGAGCCUUGAUUCUCGAUAGUUUCAAGUAUUGAGGAUCAAGUUUCCAUUAAGUCCUUCAAAUUGUUUUUGAAUGGUACUGUAGGUGACUCGUGCAGAUGUGGAAGUCCAACCUUAUGCUUUUACAACCAAGUCUUUGUUUGUUGGUCACAUGGAUUACAAGUACCUCAGGUGGCAGGUGAGGACUACUUAUACAUAUACAUUACUGUCAAGUGACUUUAACACUGUAGCAGUGGAAUGAAUAAUGUUAACAUUUUAUAGCUAUGAAGUUACUCAAUUCUGAGUUCCUUCUUAUGAACAAACUAUUUAGCCUUUCAUUUGAAGGAGCUAUAAAGCUCUGUGUGAAUUGUGAAAAAAUUCAACUAAAUUGUUUAACCCUUAAACUCCCAGAAGUGAUCAACAUUUAAUAUCUCCCUGUGUUAUUCAUACAUUAUCCAGCAAACACAUAAUGAGAGUACUCAAACUUACCAGGAACAUCUACAUAUAGAUUCAAAACCAAAUUCUAAAUUCUCCCUACCAAUUUGCAAGGAAAUGUGGAGCAUCUAGAUGGGAGAAUGAACAAUCAGAUCUUGGGAGUUAAAGAGUUACAUUUGUCAAUUGCAACCUGUCUUAAUUAACCUUCCCCGACCUUAGUCAUCCCUGUUUAUCUUUGCUUGUUUUUUUUUUUCCUUUCUUCUCGGAAGUUAGUUUGCUGAAAGGAUAUCAUUGUCUUAUUUAUAGUGCAAAUACAUGGAAUGUUGUGUCCCUUUUUUUUUUAAUGCAAUCAUUUAUUUACAUUAUAAUUCAGAUACUCUAGCUGCAUUUUAUGUCAAAAAUGAUUGUGAUGAUAUACAAUACAACAGCUAUAUUGAUAAUUGAAAUUUGUGCAGGCAAUCUCUUAAUGUUUCAGCAAAUAAAAAUUUCUUUUGAAAUUAGGUUGUUGAUACACCAGGAAUCCUUGACCACUCCUUAGAGGAGCGUAACACAAUAGAGAUGCAGGUGAGGGGCAUCUUUUUCUCUGCUUUUUGAUAAUUACACACAUUGAAGAUAAGCCAUGCAGGGUAAGAAAUGAUACAAGAAAAAUAAUAAUAGAUAAGAAAAGAAAAAUUGAGCAUUUAAAAACUUUUCAAACAAAUAUCUCAACACUCUCUUUCAAACACUCUUUCAGCAUUUUUGCAUAAUUACCAUGAGUGACCAAAACAGAAUUUCUCCUUACAAUAUCAAUACAAUAUCAAGCAGAUAAGAGAUGAGAAUAAAGAAAAACAUCAGUUAGGAGAUUAUAAGUUGAUCCAAUACCAAAUUCUGCAAACUAACAUCACAAGAACUGUAUGGCAGACAGUAAGGAGAAUUACUAAUGAGAUCUUGGGAGUUAAAGGGUUAAGAUUAAGAUCGCUGAAGAUAGCACUCAGCCACAGUAUGUAGGUCUUCCAUUUCACCACUUGUUAGAUGUGAACAGAUGAAUGAAAAGAAAGUAAAUGGGUCAAAAUUACUUUUACUGGACAUGAAUUCAAAACUUUUUUAUUCUUUUUAUUCAAUUAACUUUUUUGUCUUUCACCAGGCCAUCACAGCCCUUGCUCAUCUGCGUGCUGUCAUUCUUUACAUUAUGGAUGUUUCUGAGCAGUGUGGGCACACGCUUGAGGAACAGAUUGAACUGUUUAAUGGUAUUAAACCUCUCUUUGCUAACAAACCACUGAUAGUGGUGCUGAACAAGGUGGACGUAAUCAGACCAGAGGAACUGACUGAAGAGAAGAGAGAACUGCUCAAUGUUUUCAAUCAGGACGGUAAGCUUAUGUGGCCAUGUAGACACACAUGUACAGCUUCAUGCAUGUGAUCACCCUUCAUUAUUAAGGUUUGUCAAGGUUGUCUCUCCCAAUGAAAACUUGUCUGUUACUUAUAAUACUUUGAAAUCCAUCGCACAUCUGUGUCAGAAAUGGGACUUAAGAAUCUGCCAAGAAUCUGCCAAAAUUUCAUGUUUUAUUUAUAAAGUCAACUUGGUCUCCCUCUCUCUUCCACCAUUUUCAUCUCAUGCGCUGGUCUUUCUCAUUUUUAAAUAUAUGAUAUGAUCCUAUUGUUCAAUCAUCUGUCACUUAUCGCAAAAAAUCAACUGGAAAUCAAUUAAUGCUGAAUAAUCUCUCACAUAGAAGUCGGAUUUUCUCAUGAUUUUCUCAGCAUGACUGUUUGAUGUGCCCUGGGGGUGGGAAAUUAAAACCUUGCCUGAGUAGGGUAAGGAAUCUGAACUGGUACACGUGUUCUAAUUUUAACUAUGAAGAAGUUUAUAGAUAAAGAGUCCACUUUAGUGUACAAGGAAACAACUAUACAUAUGCACCAAUAAACUAAUACAUAGUGCUGCCAAAUUCUACAACAUUAGUUGAUCACACAAAGAAUUAUUCAAUGAAAAAAUUGUACCUGAGUGGGUCAUUUGAAUGCAAGUUUUGUCCCGGGAAACCAAUCUUCAAAAGUUUAAAUGCCGUGGGGUUGCAUUGGAGGGGGUGAAUGUUGAAGCUUCAGUUUGAUCAAUGUGAUAUCUAGUGUGAAAAAGAGAAGUGUACAGUGGCAAGAAUGAUCAUCUCCUUCUGCUGUAGCCUGGUUUGAUUCCUUUCCUGGGACAUUAUUUGAGUUGAGUUUGAGUUUAUUGUGGGUUUUAUUAUUUGUUUUAUUUUAUUAUUAUUUUAUAUGUUAUGUAUUUGUUUUAUUAGGAGUGACACUUCUUUCCAUGAGCACCGUUAGCGAGGAAGGAAUAAUGACAGUCAAAACUGAGGCAUGUGAUCAGCUCUUGGCCCAGAGGGUUGAGGUUAAAAUGAAAAGUAAAAAAGCUAAGGAUGUCAUGAACAGACUUCAUGUUGCCAUGCCAACUCAGCGAGAUCAGAAAGAAAGACCUCCUUGUAUACCACAGGUAAAUUAAUUUUAAAUUGUGCUCCAGCAGUUCAUUUACAUGUUUGUAUUGUGUAUAGUCAUGAUGCAAAAUUGUAAAUGCAUAUUAAAAAACAAAGAGCUUAGUGAUUCGGGAUUUGUUUUACGAUUGACCAGUUAAGGUGUCUGUUAUUCCGAAGGAGUUUGAAUGAAAUUAAACAAGAGCUGUACUUUUGCAAUUUUUGUCUCUAAGACUGAAGCUAGUGGUUUUCUUAUGCAGUAUGAAUAUUUUAAUUGACCGUAUAUCCCAUCUUCCCAAUCGAAAACCUACAUUUAGUUGUGAUUGGUGCAUUUCGAUUAUCUCAGGAAACAUAAAUGCGCCAAUUACAGCUGCUAAAAUCACUCAGCAAUUGCAGUAGAGCAUAACGCUGCAUGAGUCGAAGCAAGAUAACUGUAAGUCGACUUCAUCGCCGGCAGAAUAUCAGCAGUAUUCACUUGUAAUUUCUUGAUCCGUACCUGAAGUAACUCCUUUCGUGCGACUAGCCAUACUCGAUGCAUAAACGUUGUAUUUUACAACGAGGUGUAACCCAACUUUUUGUAACUGUUUGGUUAACUGUACCCUUAGGCUGUUCUUGAAAAGAGACAAGCCAUGUCAGUGGAAGGAGCGGAACCUAAGAGAAAACUUGCAAAGGAUCUUGAGAACGAACUGGGAGAAUAUUAUUAUAUGGACUUGCGGCAACACUGGGACUUGAAGAACGACGAGGAAAAACAUGACAUUAUACCCGAGAUCUACCUAGGAAAGAAUGUAGCUGACUUUAUCGACCCAGACAUUAUGAAGGUGAAUUUUAAGUGGUAUUUUUUGGAUGAUAUGUUAGUGAGGAAACCAGGUCUAAUUCUUAACAAAAGUGCAGGUACAAGUUUAUUUGUUAGAGUAUUCUUUUUACGGUGGCACGAGUAUCGCGUGCGGAGGAUGUCGACACGCUGGACUCGCGAGAAACGAGUGUCACAUUUUGACACCCUCGAUUCCCAAUACUCUAUAUUAAGUGUCGACUCGAUGUGGAAGGCUUUAAGUCUGAAAUAAAUAAUGAGAAAACGGUUAACGCCUUGAUUAAGGACUGCUCUCGAAACUUCAGAAUGAAUGUUGGUGGAAGCAGUGGUAAACCUAAAUUUCUCCAUACCGAGGUACCUGGUUAAAGUAUAGACCUAAAAAAAAAGGCAAAGGUCGCGGUCAGUUAUUAGAGUGAUACUCCUUCAUUUGAGCAUGCACUCCAAAAAUUUUUUUUUUUACUUUUUACCUCACGUACAUGCUAAUUUGCGUCGUUUGUUGCAGAAACUAGAAGAGUUGGAGAAAGAGGAAGAGCUGCGUGAAGCUGCAGGACUUUACGACUCAGAGCCUGUGAGUGACGGACAGAUUAUAAUUAUAGAUAUUCACUCAGUGGAUAUUCACUCAGUGGUAUUUAGUGAAACACUUCUCUACUGUGAUAACGGUCAGUCUUUAACUCCUAAAUAAGAAUUCUCUAAUCGAAGAAACCAUAACAACCGAAGACAAAUCUCUACAGAGGUAUUGUGCUGUUGCCUUUUUCCCUCUUUUCCUAUUUUUUAUGUAGUAUCAUUAUUUUUUAUUUUUAUUUUUGCAGGAAGAACUAACCCCUGAACAAGAAGAAAUCAGGAAAACAGCACAGCAGUGAGUUCUUAGAUUGUUCUUCAUGCAUUUUAUAUGUUUUCGGAAUUGUUUUACUUCAAAUAAGCCUUGUAUCGACGCGAAUUCGUAACUCCGUUUUUAUGAGUGGAUGUAAAAGUUUUGCUAUCUCGUAUAUCUAGAAGUACAUGUAAUACACUGAGCGAGAUUAGGUGACAGAUUCAGAUCGAUUUAAAUACGUUGUGGGAGGUGGAACAACUACAAUUGGUAUUGAUCACAGAUUUUAAUUUAUACACGUAGUUUCAAGCAAUGGAUUUGAAUAGAGUUGAACUAUGAAAAAGCUUAGAACUGAAAGAUGUUUUUCCAAGAAAACGAAACUUAAGGUGUGAAAAGAAUACAAAAAAGAAACUUAAUUACUAAACUUUAGCGAGGCGAUUUAUCUGAAAGGAAAAACUGUGGAGGAAGUUAUCAGAUGACAAAAUAUUACCUCGCGUUAUUUGAAGUAAUUAAUUAUGAGGGUAAAAUUCUCAAGAAAUGUAUGGGGUAAAUGUAAUCUUAUACUUGGAAAUAAUGUCAGUUUAAGUUAGCAUGUGACUCGAGUUUCUGUGGAUUCGAAUUCAACCCUGUCUAGUUUUAAAAAUACUUUUUUUCUGAUUAUUUUCUUAAUAUAUUUUUUCGUAGAAUUCGAGAGAAAAAGAAGCUGAUCGUCCAAGCACAUCGUGAGAUGAAACCGAGAAACAACAGGGCGAAGUUGCCACGUUCUACAUUUUUGAAGGUCGGUUUUUUUCACGUUCAGUUUUUCAGGCCUUUUAUUGCACUUUAAUUUGUGGAUUAUCUCUUCUAUUUGAUGCGUUCUCUCUGAAGAAAACCUUAACACGGCAGGAUUUUUGCUAACGACUAGUGCAUUCUAAUUUUGUUGUUUGCGCUCAUUUUCCUCAUCAUUUUUAACUUUCAGAGUAAACCUUAUGGACUGUUGUUAAUAUAUGUGAUAAAGCUCUUAAUAAUUAUAUUUUUCAAAUGCUUCGACGUCGAUAGAUCUUGCUAACAAAGGUCGAUGGGAAAUUUUUUCCGGCCUAUCAGAUAGUGGAAAAAUCCUCCUUUAAUUUUAAAUACUUUGAUUAUAACUACAAAAUUUUGAAUGACACACUUAAAAUUCUCCGACGAUUUUGUCGUUGCCGAGGACCGUCACAAGAUUUUGGACGGCACUAGGUAGUUAGAGAGUUUUAGUUGUCUUGCAACCUGAUUGACUACCAACCAACAAAGGGAACUUCCUGUCAAGCUGGUCCUCUCUUACUUUCACUUAGAUUGCAUUCGUAGCGUUAUGUUAGAUUUUCUUUGUAGUUUUAUCAUAUAGAUACAUGUGUCCUACUGUCUGAUAUCUGUUUUGUUUCCUCUACGUUAAGGCUCAAGCCGCUCGCAGCAGAAAAAACAUCACAGAAGAGGUUGGUGGAGAUGUAGAGAUGGAAGGCAUUGAGGAGGUGGGCUACAGAGUUGUUGUUAUUGUUGUUGUUGUUGAUGUUUAUUACUUGAUUCCUUGUUUUUGUUUUGUUUUGCCUAUAUAUGUGUGUUUUGCUCUGCAGUAUCAGUGAGAACAGGUAGAAUGCAUUGUCGACGUCUUUCAUUCCAGAAAAUGUCAGUUCACUUUUAAGUAUUUCGUUUGUUUAUUGUUAUUUUUGGUCGCAUCUCUUAAUUGAUAGAAUAGUCUAUAGAUACAGUAGUUUGAUUGAUUCGUUGGUUGUUUCCAGGGAGACGUAGCCGAAAAAAGAUCUCGUUCUCAGACCCCGAUGAGCCGUAAAAGGAAGAGAGCAGCCAGCAACGGCGCGCGCAGCUUAUCACGUCCACCACGUGACCAAUCAGGCAUUAGUUCUCCCGAGGUGAGAAGUUGUGCGAAAGGGGAGGCUGAAACUGUUUUAACAAUCUUUUUCUGGUUCCACUUGCGCUCUAGUUUCUGUACUUCUUGGUUGAAGGAAAUAUUCAUGUGAUGAAAAUAACGAAAUUAUUGAACUCUCCAGACUUUUCAUUGUCCCUUUCAAUUAGUUUUCCCUCGCAUAAGUGAACUAUAAAUUCGAUUGAUAAAUUAUUACUGAUGAUGACGGUAAUGAAAGCUGUUAACUUAUCUUCGAUUGAACAAAAAACAUGUAAUUUAUAAGUACUCACCAUGUAAAUUACGUUAAAUCUUCUAAAAAAUAUUUUGACAACUAAGAUGAAUCAAAUGAAAUUAAUUUCAUUAAAAAAACAUACAGCAAAAACAUUCAGCAUUAAAUCUUUUUGGAACCAAAGGUGAGUAAAAAAGAAGGCUACUUUUUUGCGCAAAAGGUAGCGUAUUUCAAACGUUUAGUUGCGUUUCGAUUUAAACCUUAAACCGGAGGCAUUUUUGACCUUACGCUCGCCAAAAAACAUGCAUUGGCGGCACGCUGGUCAAACGAAACGAGCUGAUGAAUGAAGGGUAAAUGUGAAAGGACGCCUUAUGAUAAUUGAACACUUUAUCUCGUCUCCAACGGAAGUAGGUUGUGGUUCUUUAAAGUGUACUGUGUAAGAAUCUUCUCGUGUUAAUUCUUGCCUUUUUUUUGUUUUAAAAAAGAAAAAGAAGAAAGCAAAGAAACUGUCAAAGGUUGUUCAAAGAGGCAUCAACCGUAUGGGCAAAGCAGGUAGGAUUUUCGUGGAAGAAAAAAAUGCCUUUUUUUCAUGAUAACUGUCGGUUUUAUUUAGGGAAACCCUGUGGUCACCAGGAAAGUGUAAAUGAUUCAUUUAGAGUGGCUACUGUGUGCAGCCAUAUGCCUCCUUAUUCGUCGCCUCUUCCUUUUUCUUCAAGGGCUGUUUCCCACUCUUCCCGUCCUUCUUAGUUCUUCGUCCAUUGUUUCGCCCUCCUUCUCUGUAUCCAUUUGCUCGUCGUCGUCUUCAUUUUUUUUUCCUUCCCUCUAGGCCGCUCUUCCUCUUCCUUCCCGUUUUCGCAUUCCCCAUCUCCUUCUCUUACUCUAGCGGUUCGUUACGAUGAUGUCCGUAUCCAGACUCUCUUUCAAUCAAAUGUUUGAUAGAUUCUGUCUCAGAAAACUUAAAAACGAAGUUAAACCUUGUUCAAUAUUUGACACUGUUACAGAUUAUCAUGCGUUGUUUUUGUUCCACAGGUGAAGCUGACAGAAAGAUCGCUACCAAAAUGCCUAAACAUAUGUUUGCCGGCAAACGUAAGAUGAACAAAGUCCAGAGAAGAUAGCCUUGGAUUGGUCGUAUCUCAAUAUAUUUGUAUUAACACCAUAUUCUUGGGAUCCAAUUUAUUUGGAAAUAAAUUCCUUGCGCAGAAAAACUUGUCAUCGUUGUUUUCGUUUCGCUCUCUCAACUUUGCGUCGAACAUUUUAUGUAAAGGUCGGCCAACUUUUCACCGGAAUUAAAAGGGAAAAAAACUCGGGGAAUUCUUGAGUGCUUUAAACGAU
Messenger RNA from Pocillopora meandrina, 12339 nucleotides. Lineage: Eukaryota; Metazoa; Cnidaria; Anthozoa; Scleractinia; Pocilloporidae. The record is from the annotation of a GenBank genome assembly.